UAUCAUCGGCAGAAAUGGGACGAGCUGGUUGGAUCGUUCUCCUGGUUGUUCUAGUGGUUUCUGUAGAAGGGACAACAGCAGUCAAACCUUUUUCCUUUGCCAGUUACUAUGGUGACCACAUGGUUCUUCAAAAGGCUCCCCAAAGGACAACUAUAUGGGGUUAUGCUUCAAAGGAAGGGGAGACAAUCACAUUGACCAUUAGUGGUAAGGGUCAGGUGAAUACAACAUCCUUUAUUGGACCUAUCCCAUCAACUCCUGUGUGGUCAGUUCAACUUCCUGCCAUUGAUGCCGGGGGCCCUUACAACAUCACAGCGACAUCUAGCGAGGGCAGCAUCAAUCUAACAGAUGUGUUGUUUGGGGAUGUCUGGAUAUGUUCGGGUCAGAGCAACAUGCAGUUUACACUUUCUAUGGCCUUCAAUGCCACGGAAGAGGAGGCGGAAGCCGUUAACUAUCCCAACAUCCGGGUGUUUACAGUUGCCCUUGGAGGUUCUCCGGUAGAAGAAUAUGAUCUGCUGAACAUCAGCCAACCUUGGUCUGUUCCUAGUGCAGAUACUGUUGCCGGUUCAGAUGUGUCGGGCUUUUCGGCAGUAUGUUGGUUAUAUGUUAAGUACCUGUCGUCGCAUCUCAAAUACCCCAUCGGCCUCAUAGCAUCAUCAUACGGAGGAACCCGAGUGGAGGCGUGGUCAGCUCCCAAUGUCCUCAAGAAAUGUGGUGUGAGCGAGGCUAGGAAGAUGUCGAGUGUGAACCCUAAUGCUGCUUCUGUUCUGUGGAACGCCAUGAUGCGACCCUUCGUCAACAUGACCGUAUAUGGAGCCCUCUGGUAUCAAGGUGAAGCCAAUGCCGGAUCUCCAACAAUGAACCAGUACAACUGUACGUUCCCCGCCAUGAUAGAUGACUGGAGAGACAGGUUUCAUCAAGCAUCAGGAGGACAAACAGACCCAGUGUUUCCUUUUGGUUUUGUACAGCUUGCUCCAUGGAGAGACAAUGACACCAUUACUACAGGCUUCACAGAUAUUCGGUGGCACCAGACAGCUGACUACGGCUUCGUCCCUAACGACAGAAUGAACAACACCUUCAUGGCGGUGGCCUUGGACCUGCCGGACUUUACCUCUCCAUUCACAGGUAUCCAUCCCCGGGACAAACAGGAUGUGUCUAUGCGACUUUGUACAGCUGGACUUGCUGUGGCCUAUAACCAAACUGAGUUCUCCAAAUUCAACGGUCCUCUACCUUCAUUGAUCACAAUCUGGGUGGCUGACGGCACUAUAGAGAUAGACUACGAUAAUAAACAAACUGUUCUGGAUAUAAGAUCCACAACUGGCUUUGAGGUAUCAUGCAUUACCCUAGACAAGAGUUCCGCUCUCGCUGAAGUCUCGGAAAACAUCACGUGGUUCCAUCUUCCAAUGGUGUCACAUGACGACACGUCAGUGACCUUCAACUACAGCCAGAUAUGUCUCCAGCCUAAGGACAUGAUGGUGUCUGCCAUACGUUAUGCCUGGCGAGAGUCGCCGUGUCCCUUUAAACAGUGUGCAGUCUACAACAAAGAAAGUGGCUACCCGGCCCCACCGUUUGUCAAACAUAUCAUUGAUGAUAAAUCUAAUGUCAAAAUAGUGAAAUAAAAUAUGUCUUUACACAUG
Haliotis rubra (blacklip abalone) is the source of this 1634-nucleotide messenger RNA. RefSeq names its product sialate O-acetylesterase-like. Lineage: Eukaryota; Metazoa; Mollusca; Gastropoda; Lepetellida; Haliotidae. The record is from RefSeq and is a predicted model, not a curated record. Gene Ontology annotation, molecular function: sialate O-acetylesterase activity. Gene Ontology annotation, biological process: carbohydrate metabolic process. The coding region runs from base 15 to 1616 and encodes 533 amino acids. The transcript is spliced from 8 exons.